UGGUAUGUGUCAUUCGUCCAUUUUGUUGUAGUCCUCCGUUUAUAUUAGUGUUGUAAAAAUCCGGAUUAAUUAAACUAUAAACCUUUACUGUUUUACUCACAGUUUAUCAUCCAGUGAAGUCAAAACAUCCAAUAUAAAAUAUAUUCUCUCGUCUCCAACUUGUUAAAAAAUUAAUAACAGCCACCCCGAAAAUAAUAGGUACGUUUUUCCACAUUUUUCCAAGUGUCUCUUAAAGUUGCAUUUCCUUGUGUGUUCAACUUACUUGAAAGAGCAUGGGUUCUAGCAGCAAGUCCAAGUACAAGGAAAAAGAAUCCUCGCGGCCGUCAAAGAGACGCCAUGGCAGCCCGAGUGAUGAAUAUGAUGCACCCCGAGAAAAACGGCACAAGCAUAAACAUAGGCAUCAUAAAGAGAAGAGAAGAGAGAGGUCCAAAGAAAGGGCUAGGCAGAAUUCUGAUGAUGAUGUCAUUGAAGUUAUCCCAGACACAGAAUAUCCCAUUGAAACUUCAUCAAAACAUGAGUCAAAAUAUGAUAGAGACUCAAAGUAUGAAUCAAGGGACUCAAAAUAUGAAUCAAGAGAGUCAAAAUAUGAAUCAAAAGAGUCAAAAUAUGAAUCAAGAGCGUCAAAAUAUGAAUCACGGGAAUCGAAAUAUGAGCCCAGAGAACCCAAAUAUGAUAGCAGAGAAAUAAAAUAUGACUCCAAGGCAGAAUCAAAACGUGAAUCUCAUCAGGACUCAAAAUCGGCUGAUGCUUCAUCAGGACAAGGAGGUUCGCAGGACACUCUCUCAAUUGAUGAAACCAAUAAACUGAGAGCUCAAUUGGGAUUGAAGCCGUUGGAAGUUCAAACUGAAACCAGUAAUGAUGGGAAGAAAAAAGAUGAUUUGGGAGAGUUUUAUCAUAAGCCUGCCGAAAACUGGGCGCAAAAGGCGGAGCGGGAGAAAAUCCGUGCUAAAAUCGCAGAGCACAAAGAGAAAAGGAUGUUGCAAAGUAAAUUCUCGAAAGUGAAAACUCUGGGAGAAAGUGAUAGUGAAGAUGAUGUCAGUAAUUGGGUGGACCGGAACAGGAAAAUUGAGAAAGCAAAGUUGGAAGCUGAAAAGAGGGCCAAAAUGUUGGAAGAAAUGGACGCUCAAUUUGGCAUAGGCGAUAUAAUCGAGCAAGAACAGAAAGAGCGGCGCAACAGGCAAUAUACCCAAAAAGACCUGCGUGGUCUAAAAGUGCAACAUGACAUUGGCUCAAUUGCCGAAGAGAAACAAGUUAUAUUAACCCUAAAAGAUAGUGGGGUACUUGAUAACGAGGAUGACGUUUUAGUCAACGUUAACAUGAUAGACAACGAAAGAUACACCAAAAACGUGGAAAAUAAGAAAAAGAAAAUUUUAUACAAUGCAUAUGAAGAUCAGGAGUAUGACGAAUUCGGCAACCCGAAAGAAAAGUCGCUUUUAUCUAAAUACGAUGAAGAAAUUGACGGGGAAAAACGAGAUAGUUUCAGGAUCGGAGAAGACGAUAAGUUAUUAGCCAAAAAGGCGGCAGUAGUUCAGUCGGUAAAAGAUAAGUUGGCCAAAAAACGGCUUGAAUCAAUUGCGGAGAAGAAUUUGGUUUUGGCUUCUGAAUAUUACAAUGAGGAAGAGUUGGCGAAAUUUAAAAAACCAAAGAAAAAGACGAGGAGGAUUCGGGCGAAAGGAAAAUUGACUGCUGAAGACUUGAUCUCGUCGCAGCAAAUUGAGCAAAUCGGGUCGAGGAGAAAUAAGUUAAAGGUCGAAGCCAACGAGCCUGACAUAAGCAUUGACGAUGUACCUGAUGUUGUCAUUCCCACCGACAUCAAACUAGAAGACGACAAAGACGACUUACUAGAAAAAGCGCUACAUAAAGCUAGAAAAAUGAAGCAAAAGGAGACUAUUAUUGCCGAUUUAUUAAAAAUUGAGCCUAAAGAGGAACCAGAGGAUGAUACUGGGAUAGAUAGCGGAAAUAUUAUUUUGAAUUCCACUGCAGAGUUUUGUAGGACACUUGGUGAUAUUCCUACAUAUGGCAAAGCAGGAAACCGUGAUGAAGCCGAAGAUUUACUCGACUACGAAAAGGAAGGAAUGAAUGAUGAAAAAAGUGACGAUGAGUGUCAAAUUAUUGAGCCUACUGGUUGGAAUUCGGUGGAUACAAAAGCUCAGGAGUUGGAUUUGGGUCGAUUGGCACCUCAGGAGGUUCAGAUCUUGGACGAAGAACCAGAUGUCAGUACAGGAGUGGGCGCAGCACUAAAACUGGCAAUGAGCAAAGGAUACUUGGACAAGGAACAAAACAAUCGUCCGAGCAAUUCCAGGUUUGCUCAUUUGCAAGCGCAAAACUACUCUAUUGAAGAUAAGAAUUACGGAGAGGAGGGCAAUGAAAGGGGAGGUAGAGGAAGUGGUCGCGAAAGAUAUUCGGGACCGAUCCAAGAAUUCCGGGAGAAGGAAAGUUUUAAACCGAACGUUAAACUGGAAUACAUCGACGAUGACGGGCAUAUUUUAAAUUCCAAGGAGGCGUUUAGAUAUUUAUCGCACAAGUUCCACGGCAAGGGACCCGGCAAAAAUAAGGUGGAGAAAAGGAUUAAAAAAAGUGUACAAGAACAGCUUAUGAAAAAAAUGAGUUCAACAGACACCCCUCUAGGAACCCUAAACAUGUUGCAAGCGAAACAAAAAGAAACCCAGUCGCCGUUUGUUGUUUUAUCUGGCAGUAAGCAGCAACAAACUGCCAUAUCGAAAAGCAGACGAUAAUUAUGCAGCAUAACCGGUGUUUUAUAUUAACGAUAAGUGUCAAAUAUCUGGAAUUUUAAAUUGCAUUUUGUUUGUGUAGGUAAAACCUAAAAUGGAAUCUGUCAAUUCUUAUAUGAGGAGUUCAAAGUUGAAGGUCAACGUAGGGGUUUUGGGAAGAAAUUUAUUAUAGAAGGAGGUAGUUCUAAACGCUAGCCCUGAGACCUUUAUAUAUCGCUUCUGAGUAUUUUUAUCUACUCACACUUCAUUAAAUUAUUGUUAUUUAUCUAUGGGUAAAUUUGUUUAAUGGUUAACCGGCAGAUGUUUUUUUUGCACGUUUCCUUAAUUACAUAUUCAUUGUUUCAUA
Anthonomus grandis grandis is the source of this 3078-nucleotide messenger RNA. RefSeq names its product U4/U6.U5 tri-snRNP-associated protein 1. Bases 273 to 2735 code for a protein of 820 amino acids. Gene Ontology annotation, cellular component: U4/U6 x U5 tri-snRNP complex. The record is from RefSeq and is a predicted model, not a curated record. Gene Ontology annotation, biological process: maturation of 5S rRNA; mRNA cis splicing, via spliceosome. The transcript is spliced from 8 exons. Lineage: Eukaryota; Metazoa; Arthropoda; Insecta; Coleoptera; Curculionidae.